AUGAUUGGCGGACGGCCUGCUCUGCUCGACCCGAUUGCUCCAAGCACGCGUUUAUCUCUGUGUUUCUGUCUGUGUCAUGGAAAAAAUGCUGUACGCCCUAGCGCAGAAGAGGUGCGGCACCGUCGGGACUUGCGGCGGCGCGACGGUGUCACCGAGACGGCCGCCAUCAACGACGACGUUCUGGAGUUGAUCGUUGCUGGCUCCGGCUACCUAUUGGAAGGCAAGUGCGCCGAGGCGGAGGAUGCGCAGGGGAGGAUCGUCCAGCUGAUGGCUGUCUUGCUGCUCCAGGGCACCCUGAGAUACCUCUACCGGGCGGACCCAGCCAGCGACUACGACGGCGACGCCAAGCAUUGGGCCGAGCUCUGGGCGUUCGCCGCGGCUAUCCUGCCGCUCAUCGACGAAUGUUCGGCGGACGUGGCCCACACCGUCAGGUCCAACUCGGACAUCGACAGCGAACACGCCCCGGUGUCCGCCGGCUUGGUCGCCGUGAAGAAGGAGCUCGAGAGCAUCUACUCUUGCUUAGGCAUGACGUGCGACCAGGUCGUUGGCCUGUUGGCCGGCGAUAUGUAG
Molecule: messenger RNA, 570 nt
Organism: Ectocarpus siliculosus
Lineage: Eukaryota; Phaeophyceae; Ectocarpales; Ectocarpaceae
Source: the annotation of a GenBank genome assembly